AUGCAUACCAAAGCUGCCGUUUUAGCUACUACAGGUAGUCGAAAGAUACCUAUGUCAAUGGACACCUAUGACGUUAAGAUAAUUCAAUAUAAAGCAGCAUUAUUCAAGUUACAAGAGUUACAACGAUUGCUUGGCAUUUUAGAGAAAAAUCUUAAAAAUGACGAAAGAAAUAAAAUAAUUCCACUGGUGAAUUAUGUCUUAAUAAUAUGCGAGGGACCUACUUUUAAUGUAUCACCAAUAAUACGAAAACGAUACAGAUUAUUAUGUGAGAAUAAACUUUGCAAAAUCAAUGAUAUAAAUCCACAAUUAUCAACCCAAUUAACUGACCUUCGUUAUUCUUUAUCUGAAGUAAUAGGGGCCGAUGAUUACGAAAGCUUACGUGAAAGCGUAUACAGUACUGAAAAACAAUGGGCAUUACUUGAUUGCUUGAAAAGAAUAUCAAAUAAUUCAAUCAUCAUAUAUAAUAAGAAACUAAGACAGUUACUUCUCGAAAGAAAUAGCACAAUAAAUAGACCUUACGAACUGUCUGAGUUUAAGGAAAAACAAUUUAACAAUGGUACAUUUGAUUUUACUUCUGUUGAAGAUAUAAUAAAACCAAACGAGUUAGCAUUAUCUUUAGAUUUAGCAGUACUAAUAAACGAUAGAGAAAGGGAUACAUCUCAAAAAUCUUUUUUGAAGUUACAAUAUCAGGUACUGACCAAAUUCAAUACACAUAUGAAUAAGAAAGUAUUCCCUCCCUUACGAUCGUUCUACAACAAAUUACAGAAGUAUAACAAUCUAAUAUCGAAGAAUGACGCGGACAACAACCAAAAUGAGGCAACGGAAACAUUAUCACAUUUUAGAUUCUGCUUGCACAGAAUAUAUGCACUUAUGCUUAGAAGUUAUUCAAUAUCAUGUAUCAUCAGGUCUAUGUCGAGAGAGAUAUAUUUAGCCAACAGAUCGUACUUCACCGCUCCAAUAACAAAGUUGUUAACAGGAAACUUGUUUGAAUUCGAGGAAUUAUUGGAUAACCUUGACACAUUGUAUACCAGUAAGGAAAACCAGAAGUUUGAUAAUUUGGUGUCAAUUCUUGAAGAAUUAUCAAACAAAGGCAUAAAAUAUGAAAGGACAAAUUCAACAGAUACGAUAACAGCGUUAUGUCAUGAGAGUAUUAAUAGUUCGAUACACUUUAUACGGUCACAAUUAUCAACAAUUAUCAAGCUACAAGAGCAUUGGAAAAUAAUAACUGAUAACUCACAUUUAAAACAUAGUUUCGAUGGAAUGGAGGUUGAUCAAAUUGAAAAGUUGUUGAAUGAGAAAAGAUCAGUUGAUCAAUUAGCUUAUUUAGAGAGAAUAAAGACAAUACAAAAAGCUAAGAACAGUAAAGAGAUAACUUCAUCAAUGUCAUCUAGUACAACUUCCUCAAAAACACCAUCAGCUACUGUGACACCAUUAUUAAGCUCUUUAAACAUAAGCAAUGACGAUAUAACGCCUAUUGAUUUGAAAAAGAAGGUAUACAAAUCCAAAAGUUCAUCGGGUUCGAAUACAGGGUCUCAACUGAGUAUCAAUGGAACAAAAUCCCCAAUAUCUUUGAGUCGGAGAGCCUCCAUGGAUAAGGGAUCAAGAACAUAUACUUUAGCAAUGUCUCCUUUGAGUAAAACAAGUAGUCCUCGACAUACUAAUGAAAUUUCAACUGGUCCACAGGGAAUUAAUUCACCUCAAAUAUCUAGAAGGUCCUCUGUAAUAGCAGUUGCAAGAAAUCCUCAAUAUUUUGUCGACAAAGAUGGAUAUCUUUCUCCAUCAAAACUGGAAGGUUCUACUAAUGGUAAGCCAACAAGAAAAACUACGGUCCGAGGAAGACCUAGAUCUACCUCAUUACAAUCCUCAUUUUCGAAGGGUAAAGGUAGAGUGAAUCCUAUGAGUACUCUAGAUCGACAACCUCUUAAUAGUAUACGUUCCAAUUCACUAGAAGCAUCGGGUGCACUUAAUAGAAUGAUAAUCCAAGAUGCUGCCAAGAAAUCGAUGAAGAGAGAUGGAAAUACCCAGGUAACCAAGAGUAUCAAAUCCCCACCUCUUGUAAGACAAAACCGCAGCAGAAGUGGAAGUGCUUCAAAACAUAUAAUGAACGGAGUAAACCCAGAAAAGCUCCUAAACACACCUUCAAAAUCAAAUCUAGGAGUUCCUAUGACAUCUCCUUUAACUAAAAAGAGAUCCAAUCUGUCGCAAGAAGUUACACCUGAGAUUCAUGCUGAAAAUGAUACGAUCUCUGCUGUGAGAGAUAAACCUGAAGCAUUACAAUUUUCCGAUAUUGGAGAUACUGGAAAUGACACAACAACUAAUGUUGAGGACGUAGAAUUAAUAAAGAAAGUAAGAUUUGUAGGGGUUCCUCCAAUGUCUCCAGCCGAGGAUCCCAAACCCAAAAGGAAAGGUUGGUACAAAAAGCCUGCCCAGUUACACUAUCCUCCUGCACCUCCUCAAAUUAGAUUACUAAGAAAUAGACUUACUCAGGAAGGUGUUGCCUUUAGAACAAGUCUAAGAGAAAACUACCAGGAAAAUACUACAGAGAACUUUGAUAAUGCAACAUCUGAGAGUCAAAGUUCUAAUAGAAGAUCUACGAUGUUUUUCAAUGCAGAUGGUGAGUUGAAUAAUCCAUUUAAAGAGACUAUCAGUCGCAAAUUUGCUUCAAAAAUACGUAACUCACUCAGAUCAUGA
Molecule: messenger RNA, 2691 nt
Organism: Maudiozyma saulgeensis
Lineage: Eukaryota; Fungi; Ascomycota; Saccharomycetes; Saccharomycetales; Saccharomycetaceae
Source: the annotation of a GenBank genome assembly